Raphanus sativus (radish) is the source of this 543-nucleotide messenger RNA. RefSeq lists its product as uncharacterized. The coding region runs from base 1 to 543 and encodes 180 amino acids. The record is from RefSeq and is a predicted model, not a curated record. NCBI's taxonomy places the organism in Eukaryota, Viridiplantae, Streptophyta, Magnoliopsida, Brassicales, Brassicaceae. The transcript is spliced from 2 exons.
AUGCUGUUCUGCGAAGUGGGUUCGGGUAUCACUGCUAGCUUCUGGCAGGAUAACUGGACUAAUGCUGGUCCCCUUAUUGAGUUGAUAGGUGAAAGAGGUCCCCAGAUCACGGGUUUAAGUAUUGAUGCAGUUGUGGCUGAUGUUUUGACGAGUGAUGGAUGGCGUUGGGAUCGGAGUAGAAGUAGAAGCCCGGUAAUCGCUUUGUUAAAAGACACCUUGCCUAAUGCUCAAGAGAUUAUAGCUUCGGAAGUGGAUGACAAUUAUGUUUGGAUCCCGGUGAGGGGGAGAGGAAAUGGUUGUUUUUCAGUCUCUGAAACGUGGAGGGCAUUGCAUCCUUUCCCUUUGGAAGUUCCCUGGCAUAAGGCUGUUUGGUUUGCAGGGAGGAUUCCGAAGCAUGCGUUUAUCACGUGGAUAGCAGCUCGUGAUAGAAUGGUUACAAGGGACAGGCUCAUUAGAUGGGGUUUGUCAGUUCCUUCAACUUGUGUUCUGUGCACAGGAAGAGAGGAGAGCAGGCUCCCUCAAGAGAUUCUAACACGACUCUGA